GCCCGCGCCUGUCACGUGGCCCGGCCGCCCCUCCCCGGCACAAAGGAGCCGGGCCAGCUCAAGGGAGUUCUGAGCUGCUGCAGCGGGGUCGGGGCCAGCAUCAGCAUCAGCACUGGCAUGAGCAUGAGCAUGAGCGGCGAGGGCGGGGACGCGGUGGUGGUGGUCUCCGCGGCCAGGACCCCCGUGGGUUCCUUCAAUGGUGCCUUAUCCGCUAUGCAGGCCCAUGAAUUGGGCUCCAUUGUCAUUAAAGAAGUAUUGAAAAGGGCAAAUAUCAACCCAGAAGAAGUCUCUGAGGUUAUAUUUGGACAAGUCUUGACAGCAGGUGCUGGUCAAAAUCCUGUUCGGCAGGCUAGUGUUGGUGCAGGAAUCCCAUAUGCAGUGCCUGCUUGGAGCUGUCAGAUGAUCUGCGGAUCAGGCCUGAAAGCUGUAUGCUUGGGGGCUCAGUCCUUAAUGACAGAAGAUUCCAGCAUUGUGGUGGCAGGAGGCAUGGAAAGCAUGAGCAAGGCUCCUCACUUAAUUCAUAUGCGAGCUGGAGUGAAAAUGGGGGAGACCUCCUUGCAGGACAGUAUAAUCUGUGAUGGUCUUAGAGAUGUAUUUUAUCAAUAUCACAUGGGUAUAACAGCUGAAAAUGUGGCCAAGCAGUGGAAAAUCAGCAGAGCAGAGCAAGACCAACUUGCUGUGCAGUCACAGACCAGGGCAGAAGGCGCGCAGAAAGCUGGAUAUUUUGACAAAGAGAUUGUUUCUGUUCUUGUUCCUUCUCGAAAAGGUCCUGUAGAAGUUAAAACAGAUGAGCAUCCUCGUCAUGGAAGUAACUUGGAAACAAUGGCUAAGUUAAAACCUUGCUUUCUGACCGAUGGAACUGGGACAGUAACUGCAGCUAAUGCCUCAGGUAUAAAUGAUGGAGCUGCAGCUGUAAUUCUCAUGAAGAAAUCAGAAGCUGCUAGAAGAAGCCUUCUUCCUUUGGCACAAAUUGUAUCUUGGGCACAAGUAGGUUUAGAUCCUUCCAUAAUGGGAGUCGGACCUAUUGCAGCAAUAAAAAAAGCUGUUAAUAAAGCUGGUUGGACGCUAGAGCAAGUUGACUUGUUUGAAAUCAAUGAAGCUUUUGCAUCAGUAGCUGCAGCAAUAGCAAAAGAACUGAAACUAAAUCCAGAAAAGGUGAAUAUUGAAGGGGGGGCUAUUGCCCUUGGACACCCUCUGGGUGCCUCUGGUUGUCGCAUUCUUGUUACUCUUCUGUAUGCAUUAGAACGAACAGGUGGAAAACGUGGUGUUGCUGCCCUUUGUAUAGGAGGUGGGAUGGGAAUAGCUAUGUGUAUUGAAAGAUGAAAAUGAACGAAGCUUGUUUAUAGUGUGUUUCAGUGGUUUCAGUUCUCCAAUAAACUUUAUCAAGCUCA
Alligator mississippiensis (American alligator) is the source of this 1391-nucleotide messenger RNA. RefSeq names its product acetyl-CoA acetyltransferase 2 (gene ACAT2). Gene Ontology annotation, molecular function: acetyl-CoA C-acetyltransferase activity. NCBI's taxonomy places the organism in Eukaryota, Metazoa, Chordata, Crocodylia, Alligatoridae. The transcript is spliced from 9 exons. The record is from RefSeq and is a predicted model, not a curated record. Gene Ontology annotation, biological process: fatty acid beta-oxidation. Bases 118 to 1323 code for a protein of 401 amino acids.